This is a messenger RNA of Paramecium tetraurelia, 1278 nucleotides long. RefSeq lists its product as uncharacterized. The transcript has 2 exons. Lineage: Eukaryota; Ciliophora; Oligohymenophorea; Peniculida; Parameciidae. The record is from RefSeq and is a predicted model, not a curated record.
AUGAGUUGUGAUAUUUGCAAGAAACCCUUCAAUAUAUUGUGGAGGAGAGAUACCAAAUGCAAACGUUGUAAUAGAAUUAUUUGUACUGAUUGCUCCAAAUUGCAGUAGGUCAGAGAUGUGUUUAGGAAUAUUUGUAAAGUUUGCAUGCAAGACUGCGAAACCAUAAGAAAGAUAAUUUCGGAAUCCCUUCUUGCUUGGAAUCACAAUAGUGAGAUAGCCAAAAGGUAUUGGGUCAAAGAUGUUGAAUUCAUUAAAUCCAUGUACAAAUUGAACAAAGAAAUUAAAUAAAGCAAUAUUGCACGAGAUGUUAAAACCAUAUUAUAAACUCCCAUGAAUUACUCAAUCUAAGAAUUUUUAAAUUUAUUGAUAUUCAAUAAUAGAGACGUCGAAGUCACUAUUACAAAUGUAGUUGAUACCUUUGUAACUCGUAAUCCUAAAGUUGGCUACAAUUAAUACUUGAUUAAAUUAACAAUAUUCCUGUUAUGUUUUUGCAAAGACUAUGUUUGUUUAAAAAUACUAGAAGAUCUAUAUAAUAAAAUACCAAAACAAUAUUACCCUGAGUAUUAAACGACUUAGGAAUUCAUUAAAGAUCACGAUUAGAUGUAGCAUGAUGCUAUUUAAGAUGUUAAAUUUCGGUUCAAAUUGGAACAGGAUUAAAUUAUGGCAGCCAAAUAGUUCAUUGAAUCAGCUAUGAUGCAUUAUAAGAAUCAAUUCUUUCUCAAUCUUACAUUUUCUAGUGCUUUCUAUAUCUUAGAUAAAAUUAUCUAAAGUACUGAUUCAACUGAAAUCGAUAAAUUCUUUAGUGUGAUCAUCCAAAUUAAUAUUAAUUAACUUCAGACUAAAAAUUCUGAACUUGUGAUAGCCAGAACAACUACAGUAGAGGGGAUAAAAUAAUAUCAAAAUUAAUUGGCUAAAAAAAGAUCCUCAUUAUAUUUAUCUGUUGAUAAAUGUGCUCAGGAUGCUAGACAAUAAUCUCAAUAAUCUUGUCGGACAAUACAAAGGAAAAUGGAUGUUAGCGAAUUCGAAGUAGAUGAGAACGAAAACUUAAGUCAUCAAUCACCCACUCUGCUCUAAUCAUAAAAAUUAGAAAUUACAAAAUUAACCUAGGAACUUCUCUCAUUGGAAUAACAGAUAAACUCAUUAAGGAUUGAAAAUCAACAAUUGGAAGAGAUAAGUGUUUAAAAUACUGCGACUCUUUUUAAGGAAUAUGAGAACGCAAUAAGUGAUCUGAUAGAUAAGACUGAGAUUUUAUUGAAGUAAUAGAUGAUGAGUGGUUGA